AUGGCGACUGCAUACAUUGGUGGCGUUGGUCAUUUUGACCACACAAAGGAGACUUUUAGCUCCUAUACGGAGCGUUUGGACAUGUUCUUUUUAGCAAACAACAUUGUUGAUGUGGUUGGUGCGGAACCAGCAGAUCUCCUCCGUCAAGCGGGGGUGGUGGCGAGAAAAAAAGCGAUUUUCCUUCGCGAAAUUGGGGCGGAGGUUUACACCGUCCUGGUAAAUCUCACGUCCCCAGAUAAGCCCAGGGACAAAACCUUGGAUGAACUCUUCACAGUACUAAAGGCGCAUUUCAAUCCAGCCCCAUUGGAAAUUUCUGAAAGCUUUCACUUUGGCAAACGUGACCAAAGGUCGGGGGAGAAUGUGAGCGAUUACAUUCUGGCCCUCAAGAAACUGACCUUGCAUUGUAAUUUUGAGAACUAUCUGAACCGAGCAUUACGGGAUAAGUUUGUUGGUGGCCUACUGGAUUCGAAAAUCCAAAAUAAGCUGCUGAACAUUGCUGACUUGACUUUCGAACAUGCCUGCCGGAUAGCGUCGGCAAUGGAGAUGGCCUCCAAGCAGGCCAAAGAAAUGAGACCAUCUGGAAAUUCAAACGGAGUGGUUAACAAAGUAGGAGAGUCAGACUACUACAAGAAACAGACACCAUCAGGUGGUCGAAAAAACCGAGGUACUGUCUCAUGUUAUCGCUGUGGUGCCAAUCACUUGGCUCCAAAUUGUCCUCAUAAGGACGUGGUUUGCAGAAAGUGUGAGAAAACGGGACACUCUGCAAAUCGAUGCAAAUCUAACAUGACUGCAUCAGGAAAGCCAACCGGAGACAGCCGCCACAAAUCCUACAAAUCAAAGAGUGGUGGUGUGAAUCUAGUAGCGGAAACCGACGAGUUUGGAGCAGAUGACGAUGAACUUGGAAUUUACAACGUGUACGCUGUGUCGUCUGAAAAGACUGGGUACUUUGUGACGCUAGACUGUAACAAUACCCCUUGCGAGCUGCAAGUGGACACAGCAGCAGACUUUUCCAUAAUGUGCAAAACAGACUUCGAUACUAAGUUUGCCUGUACCCAACUAGAGAGGUCGAACAUUCGUCUGAAAACAUAUACAGGUGACCACAUCAAAGUAUGUGGCACCUUUGAUUGUAAUGUAUUGUACAACAAGCAACAGGUCACCUUGCCGAUGGUAGUUGUAGAUCACGUAGAUCGCCCCGCACUUCUGGGUCGAAACUGGUUGGCAAAGUUGAAACUUGACUGGGGUCAAAUACUCAGUGUAAACACGGUUAAACGAACGGGGAAUGCCAAGGCAAGGCUAGACCUUUUGCUUCGUAAACAUAGUAGACUGUUUGAGGACAGUUAUGAUGGUAUGAAGGGUCAUGAAGCUCACAUUAGGGUAAAACCCGAUGCUGCACCUGUCUUCCAUAAGCCGCGAAACUGUCCAUACGCCAUUCGCGAUAGGGUUGAGUUGGAGCUGGAUAAACUGGAAAAAAAUGGCGUAAUGAAGAAGAUCGAUAGAUCUGAUUGGGCAAGCCCAAUCGUUGUAGUCCCAAAAGCGGACGGGUCCGUCCGAAUCUGUGGGGAUUACAAGGUCAGUGUAAAUGGCGCAGUGGAAGACGAGCAAACCACCCUUCCUACCACCCAAGAUUUGUACCAACAGUUGUCAGGCUCAAAGGCAAAGAUGGACCAGAUUCUACAGGGAAUACCCAAAACUGUGUGUAAACAAGAUGACAUCUUGAUGGGUGGCGAUGAUGACAAUGAGAACCUGGAUAUCUUAGAACGGGUGUUAGACCGACUAAGUGAAAACAAUGUUCAUUUGAAAUUACCCAAGUGUAAAUUUCUUGAAACAAAAACUGUAUAUCUUGGUUUGGAAUACAGUGGUGAGGGUCUCAGACCUGUAGAGUCAUCGGUUGAAAGGCUCCUCUCCCUUAGAAUGUUUCGCAGCUGA
This is a messenger RNA of Lineus longissimus, 1926 nucleotides long. RefSeq lists its product as uncharacterized. The transcript has 2 exons. The coding region runs from base 1 to 1926 and encodes 641 amino acids. Gene Ontology annotation, molecular function: nucleic acid binding; zinc ion binding. The record is from RefSeq and is a predicted model, not a curated record. Lineage: Eukaryota; Metazoa; Nemertea; Pilidiophora; Heteronemertea; Lineidae.